This is a messenger RNA of Letharia columbiana, 681 nucleotides long. RefSeq lists its product as uncharacterized. The transcript has a single exon. The coding region runs from base 1 to 681 and encodes 226 amino acids. Lineage: Eukaryota; Fungi; Ascomycota; Lecanoromycetes; Lecanorales; Parmeliaceae. The record is from RefSeq and is a predicted model, not a curated record.
AUGCAUUCAUUUUUCCGUCUCCCUCUACUCCUCCAUGUCAUCUCAGUCGUCGUUGGUGGGGUCAUCCCAUAUCUUUGGACCGUUGAUCCCACAUCACUAGAGCCAGAUAGGAAUCUCACCGAAGUGAUUCCAUCAGCCAACAACACUGCCCUCACCCAACCUUCACAUGCGAACCUUUCCGACCACAUCUCCUUCGUAGAUGUCAUCUACGACGGCGUCAAGCUAGUACGCUCUCGUUACAGCCGUGCAGUGUUUCGCGAAGCCAAAGCAGCUUCAAUUGUUGGCCCUACGACCGAUCCGCAUUACCUCACCGAUAUGCGUUUGGUCUUUAGCAUAACGCAGGGAGACUACCGCUCUGUCUACCUCGAAAUGACUGCAACAUGGCCCCGGUGGGGAGAGCCACGACUGACUACUAAUUUUCCACCAGGGGACUAUGGGGUGUUGCCGUCAAGGUUUGGCAUGGAUAUUGUAGACGCAGAUCGUCGGAUGAAAGCCGCGGGCUUCGGACAGCGGUAUAACGCCGUGGAUAUCAGAUGGCCUGCCUGGUUCCCGGAAGAGUGGCAGCAGGCUUUGUAUUUCUUUCAGAUGGAUGAUGUCGGCCUGGACUUUGUGACUGUGGGAGCGAGGGAUGGGCGAGUCAUCCCAUUUGAUCAUGCUCUGGACGCAGCUGAAAUAGAGUGA